AUGAAGAGUAACGAAAAGAGAGGCCGUAACGCUCAAGGCCAAAUGGAGCAAAGGAAAAUGCCAAAUCCAAAUUCAGAGGGAAGACCUCAACAUGACGCGUCACGAUUAAACCCUUCACCAGGGAGUUGUGGGGCUGAAAGAAAGAGGAAAGGCAACUCCGACCUGAACAUUUGUACAUACAAUACAAGAACCUUAAGAACACAAGAUGAUCUAGAAAGACUUCUGGAAGAAAUAGAAGACUUCAAUUGGGACAUAAUAGGGUUGUGUGAAACCAAAAGGCACGGUGAGGGACUUACCCAAACAAACGACGGGAUAUGGAUAUAUGACUCAGGGAAAAUGGAAGAAGAUCCAAACAACAAAGGUCUAGGCUUCAUAAUUCACCCAAGAAUUAAGGAUCAUGUGAAAGGAUUCACUAAACACUCAAACCGGAUAAUUUCCAUGAAUAUAAACCUCAUCAAAGAAGGGACAAUGACAAUUGUGCAAGUCUAUGCACCAACUCAAGACUAUAGUGAAGAGGACAUUGAAUCAUUCUACGAGGACCUAAGCAAGGUACUACAGGACAACAGACUGUCAGAAUACACCAUUGUAAUGGGAGAUUUCAAUGCUAAAAUUGGAAUAAAAAAACAGGAUGAAACAUUCUCAUGCAUUGGCCCAUUUGGCACAGGUACAAGGAACGAUAGAGGAAAUACAUUGAUAGAGUUCGCCAUCCAAGAAAAACUCAUCAUUGCCAACACUCUAUUCAACAAACCGCAUUAUAGAUACUGGACAUGGAGGAGCCCAAACGCCAUCACAACAAAUCAAAUCGACUUCUGCUUAGUCAGCCAGAGAGGUAUCGUACACAACUGCGAAGUCAUCACCAAGGUAGAUAUUGGAAGCGACCACUUAGGAUGGUGA
Molecule: messenger RNA, 894 nt
Organism: Asterias rubens (European starfish)
Lineage: Eukaryota; Metazoa; Echinodermata; Asteroidea; Forcipulatida; Asteriidae
Product: craniofacial development protein 2-like
Exons: 1
Coding region: 1-894 (297 amino acids)
Biological process (GO): chromatin remodeling
Cellular component (GO): nucleus
Molecular function (GO): catalytic activity
Source: RefSeq, a predicted model, not a curated record